AGUGACACGUGCCACUCGCUGAGAGAGGAGCAGCAUUAGCCUCCAGUUCUGCCACAAGCCCCAUCCCAGUAAUGUACGUGCCCCGGGUUCUGCUUCCCAUUCCCGCUAGUCUCCCUGUUUAUUCCUCUCUUCCCGAAAUAUCCAUCUCUACAUUCCUUUGUCUUCAAAUCACAGUCCCACCCCCUCCCCGAAUUCCAACACUUCAACCGACUUUCUCUAUGCAUCUUAUAUGGUGUCCCGUCUCCCUUCUAGCCAGCCCUUCUCCUUCCCGGAGCCUUUCACAUUUCCCUCCUGUUUCCCAGAGCUACAAUUCCCACAUAAUUCCCAUAUGAGUCCCGCCACAGCCGACGUCUGCCUGCUACACUUGCGUCAUAGCCUCAGUACCCUGCUCCUGUCAAUCAUUACCGUACUACCACAAAAGGGGCGAGGCCUGGGCUUUCGAAGGCCAAGCAUCCAGCAGCAAAUCAGCAUAGCGCAACAGAGUAUCCGAAGUAGCUUCCGACCAACCAGCGCCGCACCGAGCUUCGUGGGCGUGUCCUUUCUGUCGGCAGCACUGAGCAUCUUCUGCCAAGGGAUUAUUAGUUUAAAUACAGUCCCUCGGAGACGAUUCCGGUGGGAGACUAGGCCCUUGCCGGCUCCCGUAUCUUUUUGCAGCUGUACCGGUGCCGAUCGGCUUUGUUCGGCCAGCAAAGUGCUUGAGCGAAAUUGUACCUUGCAUGGGGGAGGUGCAGCACUGCCGCACGGGGAUUCAUGGAACUCCCAUGAAGUUGCGGAGUGGGAUGAAGUUUUGGGGAAGGUGCCAUUGUGCCCACUCACCCUGCUUUCACCCCAGUUUUUCCCUGCAAGCAGCACUCGCCUCUCCAAGGAUCUUGCAGAUUCGAUUCGUGUCUCCUGCUUUGGGCUGUUCGCUCCCUCUAGCCGGCACCCAGCGUGUGUGCCAUGUGUCUCCUGCGGGAUUCCUGUCCCUAGUGCUGGGCUAGAGGCGCAUAUGUUGUGGAGAUUGAAGAUGUCCUUUGCCAUAUGGAGCAUUUGAAAUGGUUGGAGGUGGGGCGUGUCCCCAGCAAGAGUCAGCCCAGAUUAUCUAUCCUGUGCCUGCUCCACUUGCACCCCCGUCACAAUAUCGCCUUUUCAGGGGAAGUGAGCGCCACCUUGUAGAGAGAUCGGUGGUCACUUUGCAGGCCAGUGGUUUCUAUUGGGGACCUCUACCUACAAAAGAGGCUCAUGCUAUGUUAGAAAGAGAGCAAAUAGGUACAUUUUUGGUUCGGGACAGCUCACAGGGCAACCAGCUUUUUAGCAUCAGCAUCAAAAUGGAGUCUGGUCCGGUAAGUGUUCGGGUUCUGUUUUGGAAGGGCUUUUUCUGGCUAAGGGAGCUAUUUUCAGACUGUCCAGUCAAGCUUUUGGAGCUAGCUGUGGAGAAAUGCCAACAUACACCUCUUAGAUGCCAAAAUGGCAUCCAGUUAACGCUGUCUCAGCCACUGCGCAGGACUCGAAUCCUUAGCUUGCAACAGAUAUGCCGACGGUGCAUAAUUACUCAUCAUGGAAGAGAGGGACUGGCUACACUCCACAUUCAGCCGACUCUGCGGCGAUUUAUUGAGGAUUUCCCCUUUAAGAUCUGAUAUUUUAUCAAUGAAAGUGGGAAUAGGUCAACUCUCCAAGUGCCUUUAUUAUUUAAUGGUGUCAUAGAGAUGCAUUUGAUUCAGCAUCAACACGAGACAGCAUUGGACUGGAUCUAUGGGAAACCACCAUAACACCUCUGUGCAAAGUAAAAGCCCAGUAAAAUGUUGCUGCCAAAAAAGUAUGUAUUUUUGUAACUAAUAAGCUUGCAGGUAGGGAGUUGGCUUGUGAAUUGAUAUUUAAUGUACAUAGUUGGCAGUUGGAAUGUAAGCGUUUUGGGGCCCCUUUUAGCCUCAUGGCACACCUACACUAUUUUAUUCCUUCCUUAAUUCAUCAGUAUUAUUGGGAGAAUCUUACAGAAUUUUUAAGCUAUUUCAUUUAGAAGGGAAUUUACCAUUUUAUUGUGUUGUACAUUGUUCUUUUUGUUUGGACUUCAUUAUUUAUUUUGUAUGUAUGUCUUUGCUAGCUUGGCUCUGCCUUUUUCCAGGCUGCAGCUACUAUUUUUUGUUAGGGUCGCUGACCCUCUCAACCCCCCCCCCCCAAAAAAAAACAUACUUACUGGGUUCAUUUUUAUUUUGAUAUAUUCAUCACUUCACUUCUCUUUCUGUUCACUACUUGCUAUAGAAAGUAACUCUCUAUAGAGAGAGCUAUAGAUAAAAGAGUAAAUCAGAAACUACAAAGAAUAAAAAUGAAGGCAGGCUUAGACUUGUGCUUUAUUAUACCAUAUAAAAAGUUAUUUUGAACCUACACCUCUAAUAAUAAUAAUAUUCACAUAUUUUUCAGUGCGUUACUGUUAGAAGACUCAUAGCAUGCUUAGAGGAUACCAACUCUGUGACUUUCUUCUGUGCACAGUAACCCAGUGCAGUUCUGCUCAGUUCCUGAGAUAUUCCAGACAAGCUAUACCAAAUUGUGCCCAUGGUUAAAAAAUAAAUUCGUUGUAUUCGGCUGAAGUGAAUCCGAACCCAUGUAAGUUUAGAUAACUGAACACAACAAUUUCUAGUUCACAAUUGAUUUUGUUCUCAAAUUUAAAGCCCCUAAAGCAAUAUUAUGCAAGAGUAUUGAGAAGUGUUGGUGAAAUUUGGUAAACUCUUUUAUUAGCCUCUGAUUACUGCAUACAGUUGUUUUAUAGACAACUUUAGAUAACCUAGUAACUUAGGUCUAACCUGCCUAUAUAAAGGCAUAAAAACCCUUCUGCAAACUCUCUAAUUUGCCUCAGAAGGGGGAAAGAAUUCGUUCCUCAAUUUUAUUGUUCUGCACCAUUUUGAAAUCAGACGUGUUUUACCAUUAAUCCCCCUUAUCUUCCCAUGUAUUACAUAAGAGCCAAGUAGAUUAGUCUUCCUGUGGGCCUUUGUAUUGCAGAUGUGUGUGCUUCUUUCAGAUGCACUCCCAUAUACAGAACAGAUGUGCAUAAAGCUUCAGUCAAAGCCUUCAAAGGCCCUAUUCCAAACAAACCAACAUUUUUAAAUGCUGUAUAGACCCAGGCUUGACCUAGCCAGAGAAUAUAAAUACAUUGUGGGGCAAAUCAAUGCAUUUGGCAUUGUUUCCCUUUUUAAAGAGCAAGUAGAGCUCAGAUAAAACAUUUUGGUCACUGUGAGUAGCUCUGUGCAUCAAUAUGGUAUUCAACUGAGUUGAUGGAUUUAGGACCUAGAGGCAGUGAAAUAAAAAGCCCUAAUAUAGAUUUCACCUGAGACACCCACCAAGAAACAUACAAAAUGAAUCCUGCACAUCGCAUGGCUAACACAAUAGACAUUUUCUGUUUAUAUACAGCUGACUAUUUGUUUCCAGUUUUGUUGGAAAUCAUUAAUAGUUCAUUAUAACAUCUUUCAUACUGUUCUCAGGUGGAAGCUCUUGAUUUCUAGACAUUGUCCUAUUGUUUAUAUUCAUUUUGUGCCAAUUAUAUAACCGCUGUGAUUUACAGUGUGUGAGAUUAGAUUGUAUAUAUCGAUGUACUGAUACAAUACGAUAAGCUAAGGACCUACUAAAAAAACAACUGAACAAUGCACUAAAGUUAAUUUUAGGUGAUAUUUAGCACAGUUGUAAAUGGAAAAACCCACCCUGUUGUAUGAAUUUGUUAUUUGCUUAACCUUUGCCAUAUAUUCUCCCUGUUUUCUAUCAAGAGACAGCAGCUCCCGACUGGGAGAUCGUGAAAAACAGAGGGUUUUUUGCUUGUCUGUU
This is a messenger RNA of Xenopus laevis (African clawed frog), 3789 nucleotides long. RefSeq lists its product as uncharacterized. The record is from RefSeq and is a predicted model, not a curated record. The transcript is spliced from 2 exons. The coding region runs from base 230 to 1033 and encodes 267 amino acids. NCBI's taxonomy places the organism in Eukaryota, Metazoa, Chordata, Amphibia, Anura, Pipidae.